GUGGUUCGGGAUAGCUACCCGCAAGGGGAUAAAAAUAAACCAUGAACAAGGAGGCAGCUGAGGACUGCGUGGAACGGGCCGUGAAGUACCUUGCCGAAGGUAAAAUCGAGAAAGCGGAAAAACUUUUAAACAAAUCGAUUACACUCCAUCCAACGGAACGGGCUAAAGAGCUGCUUAACAAAAUCAAAUGCGGAGCGUACGCGGAAAGUGCUCCAUCAGGUAACACGUCCGACGAUGGCGUCCGGCAGCGAGGCACGGCCAAGGGUUCCGCACCGAAGGCGGAAAGUGGUAACGAGACGGUAGAAUACACACCGGAACAGCUGGAAGCAGUAAAACGGAUCAAGAAGUGCAAGGAUUACUAUGAAGUGCUUGAGGUAGCGAAAGAUGCGACCGAAUCCGAUAUAAAGAAGGCCUACAAGAAGCUGGCCCUGCAGCUGCACCCGGACAAGAACCAUGCACCGGGUGCGGUGGAAGCAUUUAAAGCGAUCGGCAAUGCGGUCGCCAUCCUGACGGAUGCUGACAAGCGACGAUCGUACGAUCUGUACGGUCCGGAAGAGCAUCAUCAACCGACGGCGGCACGCAAAACGCGCUACCAGUACGAUUAUGCGUAUACGCGCGGGUUUGAGACCGAGUUUACGGCCGAGGAACUGUUCAACAUGUUUUUCGGGGCCGAAAUCCCAACUCAGCAUGUGUACACACGACAAAGACGGUUUCACCGUGCCGAACAGCAGCAGUACAGGGAGCCCCAAUCUGGGAUUGCCGCGUUCAUCAAUCUGCUGCCAAUUAUACUGCUUAUCGCGCUGUCUAUGAUGUCGUCGUUUUUCAUUUCGGAUCCAAUCUACAGCCUUACACCGAGCCAAAAAUUUUCGGUCGCUCGCAAAACGAACCAACUGAAGAUACCGUACUAUGUGAAGGAUAACUUUCAUUCCGAGUACCAGGGAUCGGUCGGUCGGCUAGAAGCAUCAGUGGAGGAGGAAUAUUUAAACAAUCUAAAGCAUUCCUGCUACCGAGAGCGAAAUUACAAAGACACGAUGCUAAUGAAGGCACGAAACUUUGGCGACCGAGAGCUUUACCAUAAGGCGCAAAGCAUCAACACACCGUCUUGUGAUAAAUUACAAAGUUUACACAACUAGUCAAAUGCAGCCAAAUCGUGGUUUUUCUACUACGACAGCUGAGCGCAAUU
Anopheles maculipalpis is the source of this 1183-nucleotide messenger RNA. Its product is annotated as dnaJ homolog subfamily B member 12. The record is from RefSeq and is a predicted model, not a curated record. NCBI's taxonomy places the organism in Eukaryota, Metazoa, Arthropoda, Insecta, Diptera, Culicidae. Gene Ontology annotation, cellular component: endoplasmic reticulum membrane. Bases 42 to 1133 code for a protein of 363 amino acids. The transcript has 6 exons. Gene Ontology annotation, molecular function: Hsp70 protein binding. Gene Ontology annotation, biological process: cellular response to misfolded protein.